AUCACUAGGCCGCCAGUCUUUGACCUGACUAGUAGCCAACCAGAUUCCUCACAAGACAGGCCCGCGACAAAGAACAAAGGCAAAGGAAAGGCGAGAUUGGACGUCAUUUUGCAUAAUAAGUCCACUGUAGGCUACGAUCGUUUGUGGGUGGACCGAUACGAACCCACCACCGAGGGCGAACUAGCCGUCAACAAGCGCAAAAUACAAGACGCUCGCCAGUGGCUCCUAGAAGCCCUCGACGGUGGCCCUUCUGGAAAGCUAAGCAAGUAUCGCCGCAUCCUGGCCCUCACGGGUCCAGCAGGCACUGGAAAGACCGCAACGCUACGCGUCCUGUCGCGAGAGCUUGGUUUCGAGAUCGUCGAGUGGCGGAAUAGCAUGGACGAGCGAUUCACGCGCGAAGAUCCUGAUGACGCUGAGUACAAUGUUGAUGGCGAGUGGGAACCGUACGAGGGUCUCUCCGAUAAGUUCCGCAACUUCCUCGCACGCGCAUCGAGCUGCCGCUCUGUGUUCAGUACGCCGGCGUCCAGCAUCCCGCCCUCGUCGUCACAGUCUCAAUCUCAGCCCCUGUCGCGUUCGAAGUCGUUCACACAAAGCCAAAGCCAACCGCGAUCCAGGCAGGUCAUCCUCCUCGAGGACCUUCCCAACAUUCUGCACCCAGGCACACAAACCGCCUUCCACGCAGCGCUCGACGCAUUCGUCGCGCUGCCAGAUACGGGCUCGGCGCCGCUUGUGCUAAUCAUCAGCGACGCGGGGCUGCGCGGUGAGGACACCGACGCAGAUGGUACUGGCGGUAGCACGACCUGGAGGCGCACAAAGGAGGUUGUGGACAUCCGGAGUGUGCUGCCGCCGCACCUAUUGAGCUCCCCAUAUGUCACGCAGAUUGGCUUCCGCCCAAUCGCGCCUACCUAUCUUCGCCCCGCGCUGCAGUCCCUUCUCAACAGGCACUUCACUGGAGGCGGGAGCCCAAUCUCCAAGGACGUCCUAAACCUCAUUGUCGACUCGGCAAACGGCGACAUCCGCAGUGCGAUCAUGGCGCUGCAAUUCGCUUGUAGCGCAAGCGGUAGCUCGACAGGAAAGAAGAAGAAAGGCGGGGACGCGGGUGCCAGGGCAGUGAUAGAGUCGGUGACGCGGCGGGAGCAGAGCCUCAUGCUGUUCCACUUGUUGGGCAAGCUAUUCUAUAACAAGCGGAAGGGCGAUCCGCCAAAUCCGAAUGCAUCUGCGAAGGACCUCCAGCGCGACCGCGAUAUAGACUCGAAAUUGAAGAAACAACCACCGUUGCCCACCCACCUCAAAGAGCACGCACGGCGGACGUCAAGAGUAGACGUCGAGAUGUUGUAUGCAGACUCGCCGAUCGACGCGUCCCUCCUGUCCCUCUACGUACACCAGAACUACACGCAAUACUCCAACGACCUCAGCGAGUGCGACACGCUCGCAGAUUGGCUGAGCUGGAUCGACGCGAACGGGGCGGAGAGUUGGCACCAAGCGAACCCUCAUCGCUUCCACCUCCUCGCACUCAGCACCCUACAUUCUCUGCCUUCCCCUGUGCAGCGUCGGAAUCAGAAGCCGUACAAGCCCGUGUUCUUCGAGACGCUGCAGCGCGAGCGGGACGCAGAGGAUGGGCUGCGGGAUGUACAAGACUGGCUCCUGCGUGACGCGGAGUUGGGUGCUGGGGCUUGGAGCAGACGAAACAUCGCGCUCGAAAUCGGAGGUGUCCUGAAGGCGAGAGAUCUCGCUGGUCGCCGUCCAAAUUCUGCUCCGCCCACCCACCGGAUGUUCUCGAGGCUUGAGUUCAGUCAGGGCUCCGCCGGUCCUGUGCAGCUGUCGGAGGAUGGAGGCGACACGCCGGAGGACGACCCUGACGUGGACGAGGGACCAGUCUCUGGGAGCCGAGCUGCAGAGGCCGAAGAAGAGUCGCGGGCGCAUGGAUGGCUUGAGGACGACGAUAUCGAGGAGUUCUAGGUCGAUGAUGUCCGUUGUAACACUACGCUCUAUGGUGCUGUGCUUCAUCUUUCUACGAUCCUAAUGCUAUUGAGAUCUUGGCGUUCGUGCACCCACCUGGACAUCAGUCACGCCGGUACAUGGCUCAGGCCUUACUGCCAGCCAUCCGACGUCCUUCAGGCCAUGUUUUCCAACAUCUGGCCGUGCUUCGUCUUCACCACCGCGCUCGCAUCCGGUUCGGGCGGAGCCUGAGGGAGUGCGGCGCGUCGUGCGGAACCCUCCGGGCUCGACGACGCAUGGCGGGAAAAGGCACUUGUCUUGAUGUGUCAGCUAGGAUUGAAUAGUGCCUCGG
Fomitopsis serialis is the source of this 2290-nucleotide messenger RNA. RefSeq names its product Rad17 cell cycle checkpoint protein-domain-containing protein. The record is from RefSeq and is a predicted model, not a curated record. Gene Ontology annotation, molecular function: chromatin binding. The annotation marks the transcript as partial. The transcript has 11 exons. Lineage: Eukaryota; Fungi; Basidiomycota; Agaricomycetes; Polyporales; Fomitopsidaceae. Gene Ontology annotation, biological process: DNA repair; mitotic DNA replication checkpoint signaling; DNA damage checkpoint signaling.